Prunus armeniaca (apricot) is the source of this 483-nucleotide messenger RNA. Lineage: Eukaryota; Viridiplantae; Streptophyta; Magnoliopsida; Rosales; Rosaceae. The record is from the annotation of a GenBank genome assembly.
AUGGUAGUGCUUAAAGAAUCUGGAGAUAAAGAUGCUGACAAGGUUGUUACAUUGAAGUUUUUCCAUGGAGGUAAACUAGUUAAAAAUAGAAGGCACAGUGAAUGGUCUUAUUUGGGUGGUGAAGUCAGUUGGUUUGAUUAUUGUGAGGUUGACUAUAUGUCCAUGUUAAAGCUAUUUGGAAUGGCUAAAGAUUUGAGAUAUGACAAUGGGUAUGAUAUGAGUUUUUAUGGUCAAGAGUUUGGAACUGGUAGACUCAUUCAAAUAGUAUCAGAUAGUACGCUUUUAGCACGUGAUCCUAAAUAUUCUUGUUAUGAGGAUGGUGAUAGCAGUGAUCUAGACUUUGAAGACAGUGACUAUGCACAAAGUGAUGAAGAGAUUGAUUUAUUGAAGAAUGAUGAUAAAUGGUUUGAAGGUUAUGUGGAUCAUAGUUGUACUGACAAUGAUCCUAAUGCAUAUGAAAAUGAUGAGUCAGACAAUGGAUAA